CUCAUAGUAGAGUGCCAGUCCUCAUGUUGUAUAGAUAUAAGUCAAAUGGUGAGAGAGAAAAAUAUUUUCACAGUGCAGACCGAGGUUAGGACAAUUGAACAAGAUUAGCACGAUCUCUCUAGUUGUGACGAGAUUGUAUACAGACUCCAUCACAUCCCAUUUUUAGAGUUGGAGAUUACGAUGGUGAUUCUGGCAUUGUUGUUGAGUGUCUUCUUGCCAGUUUACUCUCAGUCAGUUUCUACUUAUCUCUCAUUCCGGGGAGAGAAUCCUCUGCCCAACAAUUCCUAUGUGGAUAUUAGUCGGGUGGUAAAUCAGCUAAAUUACAGUGUGCAAUGUCACACCCAGUUCAGAAACUGCUGUAAUGCAGCACUAGGUGAACUUGGAAACUGGUUUUUCCCCAAUGGGGUAAGAUUAACAACCAUAGCGGGUAACAGUAUUUACCAGAGUCGUAGACGUCAGAGUGUUUACUUACUUCGCAAUGGGGUUCGUCACCUACUGGUAUGUAUUGCUGUGAUAUUCCAUACGACUUCUCAGCAGGAGAGAGGCUCUGUGUUGGACUAUACACUGGAAGAGGACUGAAUAUGAAACUUGCUGCUAUACAACUGACUGUGGACUCUGAUCUGAAUGACGCUCGUCCUCAGUUCACCCUCACCUGUAUCUCCACUGGUGGACCUGCUACCACUGUCACUUGGACCAGAGACACCACCACUGUCACACAAGGAUAUAUGACUGUGUUAGUCGACACAAGAACAGCCCAGUACAUCCACACUUUGACUGUGACUGGAAGAAUGCCAGGGCUUUACAACUGUAUUGUGAAAAACAACAAACCAUCAACUACAUCAAGAACUUUUACUGUAAAAGUUGCUUCAGUACCAACCAACCUUGCAUCAGUUGUAGCUGGAAAUGACUCCACUAAUAUCCAUUUGACCUGGACUCCUCCCACUCCACUGGCAGACACCACUGGGUACAUGAUCUCCUCCACUGGAGGAGGGAACAGUAGUAGUGUGGAUGUUAGUGGUGGCACCACUGACAACUACACACUGACUGGUCUUACGAGGGGAGAGAUGUACAACAUAUCCAUUGUGGGAAUAUCUGAACACUUCUUCAGUGAGAGUGUGGCAUGGGACACAGUCAAACUUCCAGAAAGAGAAGUAAUGAAUGAAAAAGAACAAGAAAAAGGAGGGAAAAGUAAUAGCGGAAAUGCUGGAUCAAUAGCUGCUGGAGUUUUGGUUCCUCUUAUAUUGGUAGCUGUCAUUGCUACACUUGUGGUUGUAACCCUAAUCUGGUUGAAGAGGAGGUGUAUCCAGGGACUCUUUGGUUCUCCAUCUGCAACCACUUCAACUACUAGUAAGACGGUCAACUUUGAGAGCUCUGCAUCAACCUCUACACCAAUUUAUGAUGAGGUGGAUACAUUGAGAGGGGUCAAAAGUUCACAGGAUAUUCAGCUAAUGUCAAAUGAAGCAUAUGCUCCAGUCAUUAAUACAUCAGCAAAUAGUGCUUAUGGACAAUUAGCCACACAUGUUAUUACACAGUAAUUUGUACUCCUCUAUGUUAGUGAGGAGAGGAUAAUUAUUAACUACCUAUAGCUACAUAUUGUUUGUUACAAUGAUCAUUGCGACUAAGUUGUCUAAGCUAGUUAAUUUGAGAUACGUGCUGACUGAUUGAAGGGUUGUGGAAAGGUGACAACUCCGAGUAUUGCGAUGAGCACAGUUAUCACCCUGAAGUGUGUGAUAAAGGAGAAUCAUUGAGACCUUGGAACAAGGCUAAGACGAGUUAGGUGGCAUCUUCUUUCUUAUUUUUAAAAAUGUCCAUACAUGCAUUUAAUUGGCUAUCCAGGGUCAAAGCCCUUCCCAUAUAAUUUCCAAUUAGCAUAAAGUUUUCAUAGUUUCAUACAGCUACUUAGUACUGAUUUUUGAGAUAAGUAAAGUUACAACUCUAGUUGUUUGUGCACUUUUUAGUUUCAUUCAUUCACUAUACUGAGAUGUUAUA
Molecule: messenger RNA, 1989 nt
Organism: Geodia barretti
Lineage: Eukaryota; Metazoa; Porifera; Demospongiae; Tetractinellida; Geodiidae
Source: the annotation of a GenBank genome assembly